Sinocyclocheilus anshuiensis is the source of this 4043-nucleotide messenger RNA. Its product is annotated as ubiquitin carboxyl-terminal hydrolase 43-like. Lineage: Eukaryota; Metazoa; Chordata; Actinopteri; Cypriniformes; Cyprinidae. The record is from RefSeq and is a predicted model, not a curated record. Gene Ontology annotation, biological process: protein deubiquitination. The transcript is spliced from 15 exons. Gene Ontology annotation, molecular function: cysteine-type deubiquitinase activity. The coding region runs from base 286 to 3804 and encodes 1172 amino acids.
AGUAUGAAGUUCUAGGAGCGCUCGUGCUGACCGCCGUUACCGGAGAACUGUCAAUCAUUCGUUCGUUCCAACCGCCUGCCGGUAUGACGUCACGGGAGUUGCCGUUCUGACCGCGCUACCUGCCAAUCACUCCUUCACUGCGAGCGUGAGGAAGAUCUCUGCGCUCAUCUGCGCGUGAAUCCACUACUGUCCACAAUGCUGGAUACCGACGCUGCAUCAGGUGAGGAUAAAAACACUCCGCGUGCUUGAACGUUUUAGUAAUCCGGAGGGAAAUAAACUAGAAGUAUGGAUAAACGCGACAAGAAAGCGAAAACGGAUUCAGGGAAGUCUACGAAACGCACAAGGAAGCUGUUCCGGAGGAAAUCAUUCAAAUCAGUGGAAAGUUUGGUGAGUAAGAUCUUGAAAAGUUUGGGGAGCUUGGCUAACGGCGGAGAAACAACCGAGCGCUCGGAUGCUGAGGAGGAUGAUGGUGGGUUUGGAGAAAGCGCAACUUGCGCGGGAAACUCGGGACAUGUGAGAAAAGAGGACAGCAGUCAGGUGAGGAAAAGUUCCUCGCUUCCCUGCCCUUCCUCCGCGAAAGAGCGACUGUUCUCGCUGUACGGGGAUAAAACGCCAGGCGUGCUGGGUCUGAAGAACCACGGGAAUACCUGCUUCAUGAACGCCGUCCUGCAGUGCUUGAGCAACACGGACCUGCUCGCUGAGUAUCUGUGUCUGGAGCGAUAUAAACUGGAUCUGUGUCACAGGGCAAUGAACGGGUUUAUAAAGAAUGAGAACGGUCAGCAGGAGAAAGGAGAUGUUACGGAACGGCUCGCGACUUUGGUCCGAGCGCUUUGGACUUUUCAGUACACUCCUCAACUCUCGGCUGAGUUUAAGAUGACAGUAUCUAAAUAUGGUGCACAGUUCCGUGGAAAUUCCCAGCAUGACGCUCUUGAAUUCCUGCUCUGGCUUCUGGACCGCCUCCAUGAGGACGUCAACUCAUCUUCAACCCUCCCCAGUGGGAAUAACAGAAGCAAAUCAAGUGGCAAGGGUCAAGAAGGAGGUGAUGAAAAGCCUGUCUCUGAUACCCUGGCCCCACCACAGACACAGCCUGGUGUAUGUCACAGCUUUGUACAAGAGCACUUCCAGGCACAAUAUAAGUCAUCUCUGACAUGCCCGCAUUGUCUUAAGCAGAGCAACACGUUUGAUCCUUUUCUGUGCAUUUCCCUCCCUAUUCCUCUAAGACAGACAAGACCAGUGUGUGUGACUUUGGUGUUUAGCAGUAAAGGGCAGCGGUAUCUGAGAGUGGGGCUCGCUGUGCCUCUCUUUGGCUCUUUGGCAUGUCUGCGCCGGAUGCUGGCAGAUGAGGGCAAGAUCUCUCCUGAUCAGGUAAUAUUGGCAGAGAUCUACACAACAGGUUUCCAGCGCUCGUUCUUUGAUGACGAUGACUUGACCAGCAUAGCAGAGAGUGACAUCAUCUAUGCCUUCCAAGCUCCGCCCCUUUACAUCAGGGGUGGAUCUGCACGAAUCUCAGGGUUGCACCACAGUCUUCCGUCCUCUCCAUACACCUUGUCUGGGCCGGAGGGUCACAGACUGGCUGCGUCCGGAGCGCUGUCCUCCGAGUUCCUGAACCAGGCUGACGGGAUGGUGAAGAUCUUGUUGCUGGUGUGUAAUACAGCCGGAGCAGGACAGCAGGCAGUAAGAUUCGGCCCUCCAUUUCUGAUGAGAGAGGACAGGUCAGUGUCGUGGGACCAGCUACAGCAGAGCAUCCUCAGUAAACUCUACUAUCUAAUGAUCAAUGGAUCACAGGCACAUAAUUUCAGGGUGUUGUUCAAGAUUCGUGUUGUUGGGGGAUCUGCAGCUUAUAGCUACUUAAAUCCUCAAGAUGGACGGCCGCUUUAUCACCCUGCUGUGGACAGAGCUCUAAAGCUGUGUGGCUCAGGUGGACCACCGCAUGUGAAGCUCAUUGUUGAGUGGGAGCACAGAAUCAAAGACUGUCUGUUUGGUAACAUCCAAGAGGAGGUGGUGAAACACUCGGAAAGUGUUCGUGCUCAACAACAACACCACGUUCAACAGCAAAGCUGCACCCUGGAUGAGUGCUUUGAGCUCUACACCAAAGAAGAACAACUGGCCCCUGACGAUGCAUGGAAGUGUCCUCACUGUAAGCAGCUGCAGCAGGGCACGGUGCAGAUGAGCCUGUGGACUCUCCCAGACAUCCUCAUCCUUCACCUCAAGCGCUUCAGACAGGUGGGAGAGUGCCGUAACAAGCUCUCCACGCUGGUGCAGUUCCCCCUCACUGGGCUCGAUAUGGGCCGCCACAUGGUCAAGAGGAGCAACUGUGCCCGACCGCCACCCGGCUGGAAACAACAGGCCCAUCACCGGCCCGAAGCCAGCCGACACACGCUGACCUUCCUGUACGACCUGUACGCCAUGUGUAACCAUCAUGGAGGCAUGCAUGGAGGCCAUUACACAGCAUACUGCAGGAACUCAGUGGACGGUCAGUGGUAUGCCUACGAUGACAGCAGUGUUGAGCCGGUGCCUGAGGGGGAAGUGUGCACACGUGGUGCUUAUAUCCUCUUCUAUCAGAGACGAGAUGCCAUCCCAUCCUGGUCAGCUAGCUGCUCGCCGCAAGGUUCCUCCAGCUCCUCUACAUCAGACCACUGGCUCAUCCGACUGAAUGCAGACAACCGAAUUUCAAAUUCAACCAGCAAGCUGUCCAGUUCAUCUUCAGCACCUGAGCCCCAAACACAACACCUUCCUAUCGUCCAUGAGCCUCAAAAUGAAGACAACAAUGUAGUUGAGCCGACACCAUUUGCACGAAGUGUCCGGGGCCACAGUAUGAGUAUGCGCUACCACUCCAAAUCCAAGACGGGCCCAAGCAAAGUUCUUCCACUGCGCUGGUCAUUUGCUUCCAAGGACCGCAGAAAGCCCUCCAGCAUCGCUCCACAACCCGGAAACGGCGAGCUGGUGGAGUACCUUGAGUCCGGCCGGCGGCCUCGAUGCACCAAGGAGCCAAUAGUAAGUAUCGUGGCUAGUCCUUCACAGGUCAAAGCCCAGAUUCGUGAGGACGAUUCUCUGAGUUACCCAAGCUGUAGCAGUAGUGUGGAGCGAUGUAGCUAUCAAGGUCCAGAUUCCCCCAGACUGCCCGAAGGCCAGAGCAGACCAGCAGCGGAGCUCAACGGCAUCACAUCCGAUGGCUCGUUGGCCAAAAACAGUUCAAAAAGCAGGCAGGAGCACGAAAGGACUCAAGUCAGUAAGUCGCUUCAAGGUUCCCCUAGUGCACUUUCCAUUGGUACUGGCAACAGUGCAUCUUAUUCCAGAGACUCCACGUUAAAACGGCUACGAAACCAGCCGGCUGCGACUAACAGGACUCAUCCCAGCCAGACGCAGACGGCCACAGGGGAAAACAGGAGCAAAGACGGCGCCAUCAUCAGUACCACCCAAUUGCAGGAUGAGGUGGUUCACGGGAAAACGUUUUCCAGCAAGAGCUUGACCAAACUGUCACUAUCCAACGGGACUCUAAAUGGAAAGGGCAUUGAGGUGAGGAAAACCGGCACUGCUCACAAGAGCACCAGUAAUGCAGUUAACAGCAGAGAAAACCAGGUUUGUUCAAGCUCAGCUGAUAUAAAACACAGCUCAUCCAAUAUUCAGAGCAGGCUAGAUAUGACUUUGAAGAGGACGUUGUCUCUCCAAAGAAACGGUCCAUUGGUGCCGGCCCCCCAUAAAGGACCUGCGGUAGAUAAAUCCUCCUAUGCAACACUACAGAAAAUCAGAUACAGAAGCACUUCACUUGGCAGACAGAGACCUGUGCCCGAGUCCUGCUUCUGAUGGGUUUCAUCUUCACUGUGGGAAAUAGUGUUUGUACUGUAUAUAUGUUUUAUGCAUAAUAUUGCAUACUGUUGCUCUUUUCCAAAACCUAGUGUGCAUUGAAAAGCAUUUUAUGAACGUUUCCAACACAAAGCCUGGUCGAAAAGGCUUAAAACGCCUCGUUUUCACCAAAGGCAGCAGGUAGUCUUUAAAGAGGUUGCAGUUAUAUAAUGCAUUGCAGAAAAUUCAGUGAACAAAUC